GUAACACGGCUAUACUAGGGCGCAAUGGAUGUCUUACUCAUUAACUGCGACAAAACGUACCCUUUAGAUUCUGUAGAAGCGUUGCUGAAACGUACUUAUACCCCGGGUAGCAAUACUCGGAUCGAGAAACGAUACUGUAACGUGUCAGAGUUACAGGCGGUGAGUGAGGAAGUGCGACAGCGGCGCCUCCUGUGCGGGGUGUUCGUCGUGAACGCCUACGAGUCCCGCCUGAGUAUUAACGAGGACAAAGCCGGGAUCGGAUAUGCUGUGUUGUACAAGGCACUUUUGGAGGCAGCAAAAGGACGAGUCGUUGUAGUGAUCGGUGGGGAUGACCGGUACAAGGACGGAGAAGAGGACAGGAGCGUCCUGUCCACCUGGGCCUACCACAAGAUCGCCGCCCAGUUUGACGACACGUACCUGGACGGCAGGCGGGGCUUCGUCUUCUCCUGGGACGAGCGGCACAACCCGGUUCACGAGGAGGCGCUAGGGGGCUACCUGCGGGCCAUCUCGGUAGGAAAACCUGGCUUAGAGCAGCCCUUCAAGCCGACACCGCGCUCAAAGCCAUUGCCCAAACCAGAACCGAUCAGUACUCCUAGCACGUCCACGGACAUAAGUAAGAGUCAGACACCGCGGACUGAUCCUAAACGUGGACCGUCAACUCCACGCCAAGCCACAACAUUAGAUGCACCGCAGAAAGAAGCGCCAACGAAAACUGAGGUGCGCGAAGAUAAAAAGGAAACAGGACCAGCAAGCACCUCUCAACAACAGCAACACACUAACGCACACGGCCUCACGAGUCAUCUAAGGACCCGGCAACAUGACGACAAAGGGACAAAUGAGUCCCAAAGAAAAGCAAGAAAAGACGAACUCGAGCAUAAAACUGUAGACUCGGGCACAGACUUUGAAGACCCAUUAGGGGCUUCUGCAUCUUACACGCCCAAAGUCACUCAAAACAUACAGCCACACUCUACAGAUGGCAAUACACGUAUGUCAGGGCCGAGCCGGGUUCAGUUAGAUCCUAUCGCUCUAUGUCUAUCUUUGUUGAAUGAAGCUGAAGAGUCCAAGUUAGCAACAGGUCUGAAGGAAAAAAUCGAGAAAGACACACGAGGUAGAACAGUGAAAGUUAUCCAGCUUUAUGUUGAUGGGAAAGAAAAGAGUAGGUAUGAUUUUCUGAAAGACGGGAAUGCAUAUUCCAUUCCAGCUAAAAUACAGCGAGCUAUUGAUGAAAGCAAGGGUGUGAAAGGGGCUAUAGUGAUUGUUGUUUUUGACGACGGGUUUUUAAGUGGAGGGGUAGGAUGGGAAUUCAUCGAUUUGUCUGAUCUGAUUGUCAAAUUUCCACAACAGCUGAGGGAAAAGAUUGAAACAUAUCGAGAAGGAAGAAUAGUUAAAGUUAUCCAGAUCUUUGUGAAUGGGAAGGUAGUCAGCAGAUAUGAUUACCCUGAAGGUGCGGAUGUGUUCCCCAUUCCAGAUUACAUUCAGCCAGGUAUCAGAGGAAAAGGGCUUGAAGUUGUGGUCAUUUUUGACGAUGGUUCUUAUAAAGGAAGAGAGGAGUUGGCAUCAAGAUGCCUCAAUCUAGAUGCUCUGAUUGACGAACUUGCAUGAUAUCUCACUGUUUGGCAUUCAGGUGAAGUCUGGUACAAGGAUAGCCACAGCUUCGUUAAUCAAAAGUCGUUGUGUGCACCGCAGUGUGUGUAGACAGUAUGCGGCUCUUUUCACAGUAGAGAAAAUCUUUUCUACAAAUGGAGCUUAAUAAAGAUUUAUAUAGCAAAGCAGAAAAAACUGAAUAAGAAGGUGCGCCUGCAUUCCAACUAGACCAAUUUUAGUCCAGCUAUAUGAAAUCAGUAGCUACUGUACUACAGCAAGUAUUUCAAUGCCAAUGUGAAAAUUUGUUUCCUGCUAUCCAAAUGUGGUCAACAUCCUCAAUAUGUUUACCCCUAGCCCUACGGAAUUCGCAAUGGAACCCAAAUGUAAACCUAGUACACCAUUAUCAACAAUUAUGAGCAAGUAAUUACAUUUUCCUUUUUAUUUCGUAUAAGCAUGGCUUUAUGUAUACAUGUAUUAUCAAGCCGAUUCUUACUUAUUUUAGUACACUAUAUUUUAAAGAAGCUAUAAAUGUAUAUGAACGAUAAGCAGUAUUGUCGGACCAGCUCAUAUAAUUAUUUCAAAGAAAUCUUAACGGUAAAGAUAUUUUGAUCCACCUUAUAGACCGAUCCCAUGAAAAGGCAGUGGUAUUGUCAUAUUCAUGAGUUGUCGUAAUCAUUUUGGACCAAACACCUAUAUCUAAUAAAGAAAAUAAAGCU
This is a messenger RNA of Branchiostoma floridae (Florida lancelet), 2300 nucleotides long. RefSeq lists its product as uncharacterized. Lineage: Eukaryota; Metazoa; Chordata; Leptocardii; Amphioxiformes; Branchiostomatidae. The transcript has 2 exons. The record is from RefSeq and is a predicted model, not a curated record. The coding region runs from base 25 to 1602 and encodes 525 amino acids.